This is a messenger RNA of Arvicola amphibius (Eurasian water vole), 1512 nucleotides long. It is a transcript of the gene Ttyh1, whose product is annotated as tweety family member 1. Gene Ontology annotation, cellular component: plasma membrane; smooth endoplasmic reticulum membrane. The transcript has 14 exons. NCBI's taxonomy places the organism in Eukaryota, Metazoa, Chordata, Mammalia, Rodentia, Cricetidae. The record is from RefSeq and is a predicted model, not a curated record. Gene Ontology annotation, molecular function: intracellularly calcium-gated chloride channel activity; volume-sensitive chloride channel activity. Bases 1 to 1353 code for a protein of 450 amino acids.
AUGGGGGCACCCCCGGGCUACCGACCCUCUGCCUGGGUGCAUCUCCUCCACCAGCUGCCCCGCGCUGACUUCCAGCUCCGACCGGUGCCCAGCGGUUUUGCGCCCCGCGACCAAGAGUACCAGCAGGCUUUGCUGCUGGUGGCAGCCUUGGCUGGGCUGGGUUUGGGCCUGAGCCUCAUCUUCAUCGCUGUCUACCUCAUCCGCUUCUGCUGCUGCAGGCCCCCAGAACCCCCUGGGGCCAAGAGUCCCCCACCCGGAGGAGGCUGUGUUACCUGGAGCUGCAUCGCUGCCCUUCUCGUGGGCUGUGCGGGCAUUGGCAUUGGUUUCUAUGGCAACAGCGAGACCAGCGAUGGGGUGUCCCAGCUCAGCUCAGCACUGCUGCAUGCCAACCACACACUCAGCACCAUUGAUGACUUGGUGCUGGAAACAGUGGAGAGGCUGGGUGAGGCGGUGAGGACUGAGCUGACCACCCUGGAGGAAGUACUAUCAGAACGUGUGGAGCUGGUGGCUGCCACCCGGGGAGCCAGGAGGCAGGCUGAGGCUGUGGCUCAGCACCUUCAGGGACUGGCCUUCUGGCAAGGAGUGUCCCUCAGCCCCGUGCAGGUGGCUGAAGAUGUGACUUUUGUGGAGGAGUACAGGUGGCUGGCCUAUGUCCUCCUGCUGCUCUUGGUGCUGCUGGUUUGCCUCUUCACCCUCUUGGGCCUGGCGAAGCAGAGCAAGUGGCUGGUGGUUGUGAUGACCGCCAUGAGUCUCCUGGUGCUUGUCCUGAGCUGGGGUUCUAUGGGCCUAGAGGCGGCCACAGCUGUGGGCCUCAGUGACUUCUGCUCCAACCCAGACACCUAUGUGCUGAACCUGACCGAGGAGGAGACAGGGCUCAGCUCAGACAUCCUCAACUAUUAUUUCCUGUGCAACCAGGCGGUCUCCAACCCCUUCCAACAGAGGCUGACUCUGUCCCAACGAGCUCUAGCCAGCAUCCACUCCCAGCUGCAGGGCCUGGAGCGGGAAGCUGUCCCUCAGUUCCCUGCAGCACAGAAGCCCUUGUUAUCUUUGGAAGAGAUGCUGAAUGUGACAGAGGGAAGCUUCCACCAGCUGGUGGCACUGUUGCAUUGCCGCAGUCUGCACAAGGACUAUGGCUCGGCACUCCGAGGCCUGUGUGAAGAUGCCCUGGAGGGCCUGCUGUUCCUGAUGCUCUUCUCUCUCCUGUCUGCGGGGGCCCUGGCCACCACCCUUUGCAGCCUGCCCCGUGCCUGGGCCCUCUUCCCGCCCAGUGAUGACUACGAUGACACAGAUGAUGACGACCCUUUCAACCCUCAGGAAUCCAAGCGCUUUGUGCAGUGGCAGUCUUCCAUCUGAGCCUCCCCUCCAGCCUGGAGUGGGCUUUCCUGUUAGCUCCUUUCCUGGCUGCUGGAGAAGGCCCCACUAACCUGACCCUGACUGGGCUCUGACCACUAACACUGCUGGCCAUGGACACCUCACAUAGGAUGACAUUCUGCUUUGGCCCCAACAUUCCCC